Messenger RNA from Oncorhynchus kisutch (coho salmon), 1580 nucleotides. Its product is annotated as polycomb group RING finger protein 1. NCBI's taxonomy places the organism in Eukaryota, Metazoa, Chordata, Actinopteri, Salmoniformes, Salmonidae. Gene Ontology annotation, biological process: negative regulation of transcription by RNA polymerase II. The transcript is spliced from 10 exons. Bases 121 to 1131 code for a protein of 336 amino acids. Gene Ontology annotation, molecular function: promoter-specific chromatin binding. Gene Ontology annotation, cellular component: PRC1 complex. The record is from RefSeq and is a predicted model, not a curated record.
CGGUGCUCUGCAGCUCAGCAUAAUGGAAGCCGCCCAGUGGUAAACGGCCUGAGUGGGACAUCUUCAUUAAUCCACCAUCUUUGAUGCUCUUCCACCCGGAAAUAAGCAGCAUUUUUAAAGAUGGCGGAGCAAGGGCCAAUGGCGAUAGCUAUGCGGCUAAGAAAUCAACUCCAGUCCGUAUAUAAGCUCGACCCUUUACGAAAUGAGGAGGAAGUCAAGUUGAAGAUCAAAGACCUGAACGAGCACAUAGUGUGCUAUCUCUGUGCUGGGUACUUCAUCGAUGCCACAACUAUUACAGAGUGUCUGCAUACAUUCUGUAAAAGUUGUAUUGUGAAAUACCUCCAAACCAGCAAGUAUUGUCCAAUGUGCAACAUAAAGAUCCACGAAACACAGCCUUUAUUGAACCUGAAAUUGGAUAGAGUGAUGCAAGACAUUGUCUACAAACUGGUUCCAGGACUUCAAGAAAGAGAGGACAAGCGAAUUAAAGAAUUCUAUCAGUCGCGUGGGCUUGAGAGAGUUGUCCAACCCUCUGGAGAAGACUCCAUACCAGAUGCUACAGGAUUACCUUUCACCACCUUUGACCAUUCCAAGGCCCACUUUUACAGAUAUGACGAGCAGGUUUCGCUUUGUCUAGAGAGGCAAAGUUUAUCUCUGUCUGGAAAAAAAGAUAAGACAAAACUGACUCUUCAGCAGAAGUUUGUGCGCUGCUCGGUCCGAGCCGAGGUGAGACACCUGCGUAAAGUGCUGUGUCAUCGACUGAAUGUGGAGAAGCACCAGGUCCAGAUGUUUUUCAAUAAUGAGUUCCUUCCAGAUCACAUGACCAUGAAACGGCUGUGGCUCUCUCACUGGUUUGGCAAGAUGAACGUGGUACCUUCAGGCCUUUGGAAAUUGCUCCCAAGGAUGAACCAGACUUGGAGGUCUACGAUUGUUUUUCUGAGGACUUGGCUGAUUUCUUUUGAUUUCCCCAUGAUGUCAAGCAAAGAGGCAUUGAGUUUGAAGACAUACAGACACACACACGAUGGAUGUUUGCCUGUGAACAUGGCAUCAGUAGACCCAUACAGACAAAGAGAAGUGGGACAGAUCAAAGGGAGGAACCACACUGUCGCCCCCUCCCAAACGGAUGCCGACUGAUGAGAAAAUAUGGGGCGGUUGAGCCAAAGCCCCUUUAUUAUUGGUUAAAUGUGGGGUGAACAACCAUAGUCUGAUUCAAUUUUCAAGGUUUUGCUUUCUCAUGUACAAUAUUGCUCUUGGAAAGUAAUAUCAACGGUGUAUAUGCUGUAUGGAUAAUGUACACAACUAAUUCUGCAUGUUGUCCGUAAAGAUCAUUUCCAAUUGGCCAAAAAAUAAAAACAUUGAUAUACUGAACUAGGUUCAAUGAAAAAACUCUUAUAACAGAGGGAUCUUUGGAGUUCAUCAUUAGUUAUUAUAUUCACUGGCGAUUAAAGCUGUGUAUCAAUGUCAUUCACAAAUUGGAUGUUAUUAACCCCAUGUUGACUGCCCUGAUUGUCAGUUGCUCUGGAUAAGAGGGACUUAAAUGUAAAAUGGAAACAUAUUAAAGAUGAAGCAGAUGUGCCACUGUG